Molecule: messenger RNA, 2477 nt
Organism: Haliotis rubra (blacklip abalone)
Lineage: Eukaryota; Metazoa; Mollusca; Gastropoda; Lepetellida; Haliotidae
Exons: 5
Coding region: 78-1277 (399 amino acids)
Biological process (GO): sensory perception of taste
Cellular component (GO): membrane
Source: RefSeq, a predicted model, not a curated record
ACCUCUAUGGUCUAGGAACCAGGCGUGUACGCUCCCUGCAGCUGCAUGAGCUACAGUGGAUCUGUGAACGAAUCAUUAUGAAACUUACAAAGGUGGAAGACAUUGAACAGUUUGACAUGGAAUAUGUCUUCCGACCUGUCAAUCAAGUUUUACACUUAAACGGAUUUUACCUUGGAGUGGAGAACAGUAUAUCAUCCAAAUGUGCAUUUAUAUUUCUCGCACUUAUCUGUAAGGGUCUUGUCGUGUUCAAUGUUAUCAGAUAUUGCUCUAUAUUCGUUGUGGAGACGAAACUGGAUGGUAACUUGAUGUCAUCCCUGGCGGUAUUAGCGUUCUACGUGUAUGCUGUAUACCUAUCCUUGGCUCUGACAUUUGCCAUUCCAAAACAUUUCGGAAGAUUUCAAGAACUAAUUCGGGAAUAUGUAUCGGAGUAUGGUGCCUCUCCAUAUUUGAUGACACUAAAACGUAGAGUAUGUACAUUUGCUAUAGUUUGCAAGCUGUUGUAUCUGAGUUUCAUGGUCAGUACAACGAUUGGCCUAAGCAAUGUGUUUCCAACACUGGAACGUCAUCUGACUCCAUUUAACGGCUAUCAAGGGGCAACUAAAAUCGUCUUGCUGGUAUUAUACGUAAUUAUACUUAUUGUUGUGAGCUCACAGAUGGUUUCGGCUCUCGUUUUGUUCAACACAACCACGAUGUGUCUGAUCAAGGAAUUCCGGACACUGUCCAAGAAACUUGAAGAGGAUAUGGACAAAUUUGAAAGCAUCUUUGGUCAGUUUUGUCAGAGGCACAAACGUCUGUCCUUGAUAUCGGAUGAAGGGAACGCUAUAAACAGCCAUUUUGCAUUUGCUACAUAUAUGUUUGGAAUACCAAUCAUAUGUUUUCUUCUCUUUGGACUUAUCCGAGGAUCGUUGCCAUACGAUGAGUUGUUGUUUUGUUCUGGGAACCUCCUCAGCAUCACAGCUCUGAUGAUCCUGGUGACUGUCCUAGGGUUUGUUCUCAACGAUUCGGCAAACGAACCCCUGCAACACAUAUUCCGCUCCAACUGGGCGUCUUAUUCCGAGGAGACUAUUCAGAAGAUCUCUCUGUUCGUGGCAAGGCUGUCUUCGGAAAAGGUCGGCUAUUCUGUCUAUGGUUUGUUCACGAUCGACAGAUCCACAAUUUUAAUGGUAGUGGGUACGAUCCUGACGUACGCUGUGGUGGUGCUCCAGGUGCAGCCUGAUUCUGGAGCCACGUGUAACACGUGCUUCAACAACCUUAACCUCACACAGCUCUGUUCAUAGGACAUUUUCAACCUGACUGUGACGUACGGUACCAGUCUACCUAUAUUGUCAACCGCACACAGCUCUGUUCAUAUGACCGUCCUGGCAGUGUAGCUGCAUGUGACGAGAAGUGACAUGUCAUCCACAAUGUUAACCUCACACAACUCUGUUGAUAGAACAUUUACGAUGCGGUACCUGAAUGUGAAGAGCGCCGCGGGUCCAUCUAUAUUGUCAAUCUCUCACAGCUCUGUUCCUAGGUCCGUGCAGGAGCUGCGUGUGACGAGCGGUGCCUAUCAACCAACAAAGUCAACUGCAAACAGCUCUGUUCCUAGGUCCGUGCAGGAGCUGCGUGUGACGAGCGGUGCCUAUCCACCAACAAAGUCAACUGCAAACAGCUCUGUUCCUAGGUCCGUGCAGGAGCUGCGUGUGACGAGCGGUUCCCAUCCAUCCAAAAGACAUCCACAACCAGACCAUAAUAGCUCUCUUCCUAUGGUCGUUCUGACAGCAUAGCUGCUUGAGGCGGACGGUACCGACGCAUGUCAGCUUCAUACAGCUCUGAUCCACAAAGCGUUCUUAACGUUACGACUUAUCGUAACUCUAUCCUAUAUCUUUCGCUUACGAAAAUGUAGUGCUACGAACGCUUUGCGGAUCAGGACCCUGUUCCUUUGACCGUUUAGGAUCUAGGAUGUGACGACUGGGCUUUUUCCACAAAUCAAACUGCAAUACAUGUCCUAAGACAGUUCUAACCCAGAUGAUGUCAGAUGCCAGCAGCUGGUGAAAGGAAGCUAAUUGUUGUUGUUAGCUCUGUGAUUCCCUCAUCGUAUCCUUUAUAUCAUCUUCCGUCCUGAUGACCACACUAUUACCAUUGUAACUUCACAAUGUCUGUCAUGUCUUAGACACAGUUCCAUGUAAGCCAUCUCGACUCCUGUACCAUCAUCAGCUUGUACAAAGACAAUGUUUCCUGUUCUUGCGAACUCAGUGAUAUCUUGUUGUUGUUGUUGUUAUGACCAUCAUAGGUUUACCGUGGUCUGUUUUCAGUGUGUUUAUUCUAUCAGAAGGAACAUGACAUAUUCCAGCUUGGCAACUUUGUUAUCGAAUCUUAGCCAGGCAAACAUGUGAAACUCAAUCAGACAGGACACUGAGUCUGACAACUCGAUCCAAUAGAAUCCCCCCACAGAGACUAGAACACUGAUGAAUCUGGGACAAACGGAUUGUUCGCCA